Aspergillus homomorphus CBS 101889 is the source of this 1429-nucleotide messenger RNA. Its product is annotated as peroxisomal membrane protein PEX16. The record is from RefSeq and is a predicted model, not a curated record. The coding region runs from base 117 to 1265 and encodes 382 amino acids. Gene Ontology annotation, cellular component: peroxisomal membrane. Gene Ontology annotation, biological process: peroxisome organization. NCBI's taxonomy places the organism in Eukaryota, Fungi, Ascomycota, Eurotiomycetes, Eurotiales, Aspergillaceae. The transcript has 4 exons.
CCUCAAUACAGCUCUUCUGUCUUCGUUCCCCAAAAAGGAUUGAGUCGAUCUUCCAGUCGGGUCAUCUGCAUCUCUACCUUGAGAAACCGCCUUAUUAGUACACCUUCUUUGUGGAGAUGGGCGCUACGAGGAACACUGAGAGCGCCGCCCCUUCUGCCCUGUUACGACCAGCAAGAUGGUUGCUCUUGUACGAAGAAUUCGUUACCAAGAACGCUAGCUCCGUAGGCCAGGUAGAGUCGGCGUUGAGGUCUCUAACAUAUAUCAUUCCAGGGAGAUAUCGAGACUCGGAAAUAAGUUCGGAGUGUGUGCACUCGGGGGUCCAACUACUGUCGCUCUAUCAUGAUGCGCUUGUUUCUCGAGUUGUUUCCAGAUUACCAUCGGCUGUUUCGCGGCCGAUACCGACUCCACACAUGAGAUAUACUAAGUACUGGACGUCUCGGUCUCCGCUAUACCAUAAAAUCGCCCUCGCCUUACAGAUGGUCCAGUAUACAGAGCUGCUCUGGGAAAUGAUUGCCCGUCGCCGCGGGGAGAAGGUCCGCUGGCGUGUCAUCAUUCUUAUCGAAGCAGUCAAAGCAAUAUGUCGCCUCUUGCUCCUUCGUCUUACGAAAUCUAGGCCACUAGUGAAUCCUCCGCUGCCUGAGCGGGAGAUUGACCCUAGAUUCGCAGAUGAGGAGGAAGGUGACUGGAAUGGGAUGCAGUCGCCAACGGGCGAACGACUGUCGGACUUGAGCUGGACGAUGCCACGGACCGGGUUACCUCUCCCUUCGUUACCGGACGUGGAUGAUAUCUCGAAUUUCUUGAUUUCCAAGGUCCUCACCGCUGAUGACAUCAAACCACCCAAGGCUCUAUUGCAUCGCGUUGCUGGUCAAGGACAGCUAGCUGAAGCUCUAUAUAUCCUUCGGCCAGUGGUCUAUGCGCUAGCGAUGCAAAAAUACAGCGGAGACAGACAUCGCUGGAGACCUUGGUUGCUGGGAUUCGGUUUGGAAUAUGGUUGUCGGCAGCUUGCCAAGUCCGACUUCCGCGAAAGAGUUGCUGGCGGCCUUCGAGGACUGACAGGGCUCGAACGCGAGGAACUGAGGAAAAGGGGCUGGGCAAUGGGUUGGUGGGCCAUGCGGGGGGCUUUCUAUACAAGUGUUACUAAGCCCUGGCUCCAGGGCUUGACUGCGAAGAUGAAGGGCAAGCCUCUACUUGACCUGGUAGGCAGCGUCAUUGGCGACUACGAAUACUUAUGGGACAACUACUAUUUCUCAACUGCGACGUUGUGAUCAUAUUUCUCCUUUCCUUGCAGCUUUGUGCGGAUAAUCGUCACCUAUGGCCUUGGCCCCAAUUUAUCUAAGAUAGUCCAGGCACCUGACUGGUCACAGGUCGCUUCUCUAUUGCUUUAUCUCGUCUAGCAAAUUCCCGUUCCGUAGAAAGUGCUCUCAGUACC